Molecule: messenger RNA, 1017 nt
Organism: Pedinophyceae sp. YPF-701
Lineage: Eukaryota; Viridiplantae; Chlorophyta; Pedinophyceae
Source: the annotation of a GenBank genome assembly
AUGACGAAGGACGAGGGCGGGCACGUGGGCCCUGAGCUUGCGGAGGAUACCACGGAGGCGGACAAGGCACGCUCAGGGAGUGAUGGAGAUGGUUCGCGGGGCGACGGCAGUCGAAGUCGUUCCUCAGGCGGCUCGUCCCAGCGAGACGAUGGCGGAGGCAGCGACGCGGAUUCGGAGCCGGCACAGAAUGCCGUCACCGCGCUGGCCACCACAGCCGCGUCCGCUACCGAACUCCGCGAAUGCGCCGCCAAGGGCCUCUGGGCCGUCGCGCCCGAAGCCGUGCCCGCUCUGCGACGCGCGUGGUCCCGCUGCGGCGACGGCGCGGUCCCCUGCCAUCUGGUGCUCACCUCCGCCUCCGACGGCCGCCUGGUCGCCAGCGCGGAGAUCCGCGGCGCUCCCGGCACCGGCCCAGACAGCGCCCCGGCCAUUCCGGUCGUGUUCAGCGCGAUAUCGACCGCGGCCAUCGGCGACCUCGGCCUGACGCCGAAGCAGCUCGAACAGCUCGUGUCGGCGCUCGGAGCGCGCCCCGAGGGCGGCAUCACGCUCCUCGAGGGCGCCGUGGGCGAGGCGGUGCCGUCGGGCCUCGCGGCGGCCGCGCAACGCCUCGGCGCGUCGGCCCCGCCCGCACCGCCGGACCCGCUGCCGGCGCUCGCGCCGCUCUCGGAGGCGGCGGGGCGGAAGCGCGACGCGAACGACAUCCUGGAGAUGGGGUACGCGCGGUACCUGCGCGUGCACAAGCGCGUGAAGCGCGAGCUGGACAAGCGGGAGGACAAGGAGCGGCGGCGGCGGCAGCGCGAGGCGGAGAAGCAGCAGGAGAAGAUGGAGCGGAUGCAGAUGGCGCUGGCGAUGGCGGCGAACAUGGGCGGCGCGGGCGGCGUGAUGCCGGGGAUGGUGCGCCCGGGCAUGCCAGGUCCGCGCGCGCCGAUGCCGGGCAUGAUGGGGCGCGGGCGGGGGCCCAUGGGCGGCGGGCGGUUCGGACCGGGGCCCGGGACGGGGCAGCCGUUCCGGCGGAGGUGA